CUCUUUUUCAGGCUAGUUUCCAUUUAAAUGUCUGCAAAGGCAGCCUCCUGCUGUUGCUUAUUUUGUGGCUGGUGGGAGGUCUCUUUCUCCCUGCGUCUUCAGGAUGGGGCAUUUCAGCAACUAGACACCAGAAAGCCACUUUCUGGCUUUCCUCUGCUGAUUAUGUUUGUGCUUCCCUUUGGGGAGAAUGCCUCUUACCUUGCAGCCUAAUAAUAGCAGCUGGCUAAGCCUGGACGAGUGGUUUUAGGUGGCACUGGGAGGAAAGCCUGAUGAGGAGAAGCAGAGAGAGGGAGAAUUCAGACUGUGGUCACCAGCCUGAUACAACCCCUUCUCCUAGGAGGGGCAGGAACCUUGGAGGGCUGGGUCACUCCUUGUAGGUGCCCCCCAACAAGAUGUUCCUGUAAGGUCUCUGAAUGACCCAAGAGCAGAGGUUUAGGAUAUGAGGAGAUUAGAUGAUGACCAGGAGUGACAAAGUUCUCCGAUGUCUGCUCUGCUAAUGGUUUGGGCUGUGCUUCUGCACUUGGGGAUUGAGCAGACCCUGGCCAGAGGAGGAAAGUCAUGGGAGCACUGCACAGAUCUGCGUCCUUUGGAUAUUCUCUCCGAAGUGGUUCCUGUGAAUGGGGUGAAGAGUGGGAUACGGAUGAUCCAGAUCCAAGGAGCACGUGGCUUCCAGUUCUCUGCAAUGCGCCCUCGCUUUCUCAGUUUUCCAGCAUCACGGAUUUUCAUAUACUGUGACAUCUUCCCAGAGGAAUUCUCCAUUGUGGUCACCCUAAAAGCUUUCCCCAUGCAGUCCAAGAGAAACGAGUACAUCUUUACAGUUUUGGAGGAAAACAGUGACACUCUGCUGCUUGGACUCCGAUAUUCGAGGAAUAAAAUUCACUUCAUCUUCUGGAGCAGAGAGCUUUCCAAUGGCUGGCAGACACGGGUCACCUUCCGGGACAUAUUUUUGGCAGACAAUCAGUGGCACACACUGGUACUGGCAGUAACUAAAGGCUCCUUCUCUCUCACUGUGGACUGCAGCAUCCCCACAGAUGUGAUUACAGAUGCUGUUUUCCCCACAUCUUUGACUGUGACAGGAUCCCGGUUUUAUGUAGGGAGCAGAAGGAGAAGAAAAGGUUUCUUCACUGGCUUGCUAAGGCAGCUGGUCCUGUUGCCAGGAUCUGAUGCUACCUCAAGGAUGUGCACUGGCAUGAACUUUAAUCUAGCAGUGCUCUCCAUCCCUAAAAUUCUGCAGGAUCUCCCCGUGAAACCAGCGGGCAAUGGGCUGCUGAAAUACCCUUACGAAGCAGACAUGAAGGUGACUUUGGGGUCUCACCCUCCCUGUACCAAAAGUGAAAGUGGUCAGUUCUGGUUUAAUGCUGCUCAGAAAGGGCUAUUUAUAUGCAACGGGGAUAAAUGGAUUUCCUUGCUAGAAGUUGAAGAAAGACUGGACUAUCUGGAAGAAUACCAGAGUUUAGCUACAAAUUCUGAAACCAUGGGCAUUGAGGUCUUUGUCAUCCCUGACGUGGGACUCUUUGCAGCUACUGCUAAUCGGUACACUCCUCCAGGGUCAGCCAUCUACAAAUGGACGGAUGAGAAAUUUGUGGCAUACCAAAAUAUCCCCACUUACCAAGCCCAGUCCUGGAAAUUCUUUACUAUCGGAAAAAAGAUUUUCCUUGCAGUGGCAAAUUUUGAAGCAAAUGAAAGGGGUCAAGAGUUUUCUGUGAUUUACAAGUGGAACUACAGAAAGGAGAAAUUCACUGUGUACCAGAGGAUCAACACAUACAGUGCUCGAGACUGGGAGGCAUUCGUCAUUGAUGGAGAGGCCUUCCUCGCAGUGGCUAAUCAUAGAAAAGGGAAUAACCACAAUAUAGACAGUGUCAUAUACAGGUGGAACGCCAGGACAGGCCUUUUUGAAACCAACCAGACCAUUCCUACCUCGGGAGCCUACGACUGGGAAUUUUUCAGCAUUGGGCCUUAUUCCUUCCUCGUGGUGGCCAACACAUUUAAUGGAACAUCCACCACAAUCAACUCUCACAUCUACAUUUGGCUCAGUGGAGCCUUCCAGCUCUUCCAGUCAAUAUUGACUUUUGGUGCUGCUGACUGGGAAGUCUUCCAGAUCCAAGACAGGGUCUUCCUUGCUCUGGCAAACAGCUAUGACAGUACAAUUGUUGCCCCAAACAACAGCUUUGCCAUCAAUUCUUCCAUCUAUGAGCUUAACAUUACUGCACAGAUGUUUGUCAAGUUCCAGGACAUUCUUACCUACAGUGCUGUGGAUUGGGAGUUCUUUUCAGUUGGAGAAGAUAACUUUUUGGUGGUAGCAAAUUCAUUUGAUGGUGUGACCUUUGCUGUAAACAGCAUUAUUUACAGAUGGCAAGGAUAUGAAGGCUUUGUAGCUGUUCACCAUCUUCCAACGUUUGGCUGUAGGGACUGGGAAGCUUUCACCACUGCAGCUGGCUCUUACCUCAUGUAUUCAAGUGCAAAAGAACCACUAUCCAGGGUGCUGAAGCUGAAAACCUUUUGAUCUGGACAGGGGUGCUUUGAUUUGCUGCAAACAAGUGGGCAAGUCUGGACUUGUGAGGAACUACUUUGGCUACUCAGGGCUAGGAUCAGGAAUGCUGUACCAAAGAGUCACUGCCAUGAAUGCCAGAGAUGCCAAAGGAUAGAUACCCAGGUUGCCUCUCUGGAUUAGGCUGAGUAUAAGGCUGCUCAGGAUUAGAUUUCAAACCUGUUUUCCAUUACCUGGAAUGAGCUAAGAAUAUACAUAACUUGGAGCUGGCCAGUGAUAUUAGUGAGUACAGUAACCUUGAUUUCUCUCUCUCUCAGACAUACCACACCAUCCAUGCAAGACAAACACAUGCCCACUUCUGAACAUCUUCCAGGAGCUGCUAAUAUAAUCCACAAUCCUGUGGGCAACAGAAACUAGAAGAUGCCUUUAGCACAUUAUGGGCUACUGACCCCCAAUUUAGCAAUAUGGAACAAGUAUAAGCAUUUGGGUUCACUCCUUCCAGAUUCCAGAUGAAUGCUUCCACUGCCAUGUCACUUUAUGGGAAGAGCUUCAGUGUGCACCAUUUUGGCAUAUUCCAACCCACUGCGAGCCCCUGUGGAUAUUGCUGGAUCCCUGAGAAAGAUCCCAGAAGAACGGAAAGAAGAUUCCUUAGGAUAUGGAUACGCUAUAUGUAGCUUGAGAGCUUUGUGCUACAGCAAAGACCCAUCUGUUGUUUUUUCAAAGCUAUUAAACCAUUUCAGACAUUUAUUUAUGGCUCUGGAUUUUAGGAGUUCAAGGGAAAAUAUCUGGGCCUUGCUGAGAAAAUGAAGCCCAAUUAUUCCCUUAAUACAAAGUACUGCAGUCCACACCAGAGAAGAUGCACAACCCAUACUGGCUUGGGACGUCGUCAUGCCAACAGUUGCACAGACCAGUGGGCUAUGGUGAAAGCCCUGGCCUUACAAAGUGAUCUGUACAUUAGUCUUCCACAUUUUCAGCAUAACUACAAGGAACGGAAAGUCAGAUGUAUUCUUGUUAUGUUUAGGCUUUAUGGAUUUCACAAAAUGGUGCUUACUGACAUUUGGAAAGCCAUUAGUACCUUGUCAUGUGGAUCUGUGACACUUCUCUAGUAAGCUCUACCCCAUUUUCAUUGGUGCUUUCUCAGUCUUUGCUUACAUGUUAGCCUGUGAAUAAUCCCCCACAAUAUAACUAAUACUUGUUAUUGCAAAGGAUUUCAAAUCAUUCUCUAUAAAUGAUAUGUUUAUAUUGUAUGAAUUGCUACUAUUGACAAUAGCAGUUCUUAUAGGGAGGUGGUAUUAUUAUUUAUUAUCCAAAGAAUAUUUGCAAUUUUGAAAGUAGCACCUAAUAAAAUUGAUGGAGUGACUUUGAUAACCUCAGGG
This is a messenger RNA of Podarcis raffonei (Aeolian wall lizard), 3864 nucleotides long. RefSeq names its product thrombospondin type laminin G domain and EAR repeats (gene TSPEAR). Lineage: Eukaryota; Metazoa; Chordata; Lepidosauria; Squamata; Lacertidae. The record is from RefSeq and is a predicted model, not a curated record. The transcript is spliced from 12 exons. The coding region runs from base 482 to 2503 and encodes 673 amino acids. Gene Ontology annotation, biological process: signal transduction.